GGCGCCGAAGGGGGCGGGGAAACCGUUUCUCUGUCACGUGACCCGGCCCUCGCUCCUAUUGGCCCGCUCGUUCUUUGAAGGCAUCUCUGGGGCUGGUCGCGCGCGCCUAGCAACACCAACAGCGGCGGCGGGAGAAGGCGGCGAGCGGAGCGGCCCCGUAGGUGCUUGAGGCAGAGCCUGUUGGCUUUAACGCCAUCCUCAUCCUGCUCAUGUCACGUGUAUCCAAGGCCUCAGGGGGCGGCUUGCCACCUCUCAGUUUCCUGGUGGGGCCCAGGAGGGUGUUGCCAGCGGAAGGAGGGGGUCACAUUGAGGCAGCUGACACAGGUUCAAGAUCGCUUGCACCGUUGGGCAAGUCCUUCCAGAAAGCUGAAACUCUCUUGCGCCAGCGUGUCAACCCCAGCCUGUGGCGCCUGCUUCCUCCCCGCACCACUGAAAGUGCUUAUGAUUGUGAGGAAGAGGGCUCACCUGGAGGCCUGGCCUGCUUGGCCCAGGUGGAACGCAGCUUUCUGGGGCUGAGCCGCUGCCUCCGCAUGCUGGAAAACCCUCGCACAGAGACCUUUCAGGGCCACGUGCGCCCAGGCGCAGCCCAGGACGCCUUCACUUAUCAUGCUGUUCGGAGCAGCGUGGCACGCCAUUGUGCUACGCUCCGUGCCCUGCUGCAGCACCAGCACCACUUGCGCCUCACCCUUCACUACAGCCGCUGCCUCAAGGCUGCCUCCGACUUUGUGCGACACCUGAUGACUGCAGAGCGCUGUCUGCCGCUUGAUGGCAAAGAGAGUGCCACCUGGGGCCACCAGCUGCGGGGGCUGUGUGAGGAGAUGCGCACCCACGCCACUCACUGGGAUGGGCUGCAGCGGCGCAUACGCAAUGACCACUGGCUGCACCCCAUGCUGCUGCAGCGGCGUGAGGUGGUGCAGCACAUGAAGCAGUCUCUCUCCUCAUUGGUGCUGCACGCUGUCCAUCUCCUGGAGCGCCACAUUGAGGUCUUGCUGCGCCGGUUGGCCCACGCCAUCCCUGUGCACCCUGCCCCACUCUCUGAUCUCUUCCAGGGACUGGAGAUCUACAACCAGGUGGUGAAUGAUCAGGCACUGCAGCGGGCCUUUGUGGAGCUGCGGGCCAAGCCAGCAGCCAGCUCUGACCUGCGGAGAGGAGCUCAAGGUGGCUCCGCUGCCUUCUCUGUGGAGAGGGUGUUGGGCAUCUUAGCAGCAGAAAGGGGCAGGCUGGCGGCCCGCAGGCUACACUCGUUGCUCUUCCGGCAGCUCCAGCAGUUGGGGGCCAGUGGUCUGGAAGCAGCCCCUUGGGGAGACGGCGGUGCUGAGUCCUGGCACCGGGAGGGAGUCUCCCAGACUCCCCAGGCAGGGGAGAGAGCCCUCAGUCUCUCUGUGGCAUUGCAGACCUUGUGCCAGGAGGAGGAGGAGGGCCUGCUGCUGGUCCUGGGAGGACUGGUGGCCUCCACGGACAGCCUCUGGCACCACCUCCUGAACCGGCCCAAGCGGGAGAAGCCCCUUGAGGGCCGGGAGUCUUCUGAGGUGCCACGGGGGCCUGGCUCUGCCUCGCUGCCCGGCUGGAAGUGUGUGCGCUGGCUGGAUGCCUCCUUCACUGCUGCUGCUGCUGUGCUGUAUGCCCAGUACUGCCCGCUCCUCUGGAGAGCCGCUGCCGCUUCUUUAGGCCACCAGCUGGAGCUCCAUUCGCCCCUGGCACAGUUUCAGGAGGGAGCGGCUGCUGCGCUGAGCCAGCGGCUGAGCCAUGCUCUGGCACAGGCCUGCCUGCCUCAGGAGAGCGCAGAGGAGCUCAAGGGCUUGGCCCUCCACCUGCUUCUGCGUGACGUCCUCAAGCGCUGGGACCAAGGUUUCUGCCGCGCCCUGGGAUCCAGCCUGGCUGACAAGUGCUUGGCCCGGCCCGCAGAUGCCACCUGCAGCCAGACCGCUCAGCUCUUUCGGAGCCUCUACCUGCCCUUGGCCUUCAGCCUUGAGUGCCUGGACACCCAGCCUACUGAGGGCCCAGCCGGCAAUCUUGCUGUCUCAGGCCUCCGCCUGCAACUGCUGUCACUCUUGGUGGCCACCACUCAUGCCUCCUGCUACUGGGUCAUGAACAAAUCCUACCAGUAUUUGGCUUCCUGGUCACUUCCCCAGUUCCUGCUCGUGACCCAGGGAGACUUGCAGGUGCUGAAGGCAGAGACCAACAGGAUGUCAGCUCUGGUGAGCACGGCCUUUGCGGAGGAUGGGAAGAAGCCGAGCCCCCUCGUCUCUCACCAGGAGCGGGAGCUGAGCCUGCAGGUCCACUCUGCAGCUUCUAGCAUCCACCUUUUCACAAGCGACGUGCUGAUGCUGUUUUCCUCAGACUGCAAGCGCAUGUCAGCAGAGAUCUUUGGUCAAACCAUGCCACUUGGCAAGCACUGGCGUCUUGCCCUCCGAACAGAUCUGCCUGCCCCCCCCAGCGAGUAUGCUUCGGCUGCUGCCCAGACUGUCCUGGGUCAGGUCCUGCAGGGCAUCCAGCUGCUGCCUCAAGAUGCCCAGGGGGCAGCACUCAGUCAGGUCACGACUGCCUUCUUGGAAGCCUGGAUGGACCACAUCCUUGCCCAGAAGAUCAAGUUCAGCCUCCAGGGUGCCCUUCAGCUGAAGCAGGACUUUGACCUGGUGCGUGAGCUGUUGCAGUCGGAGGAUUAUGGGCUCUCCCCGGAGGUCAAGCAGCUGGUGCUGUCCCUCCGUGUCUUCCAGCAAGUGGACAAUGCCAUCGCCUGCCUCUUGCAGCAGCCCAGCAAAGCCGCUGUGACCUCACACACUUGGGACGCCUUCCACAAAUGCUGCUCCUACGAAGGGAUCCGUACGCAGGAUGGGGGCCCAGGGAGCCUGAACAGCCUGGAGAGCCUGGAAGGGCUGCCUGCCCAGGCGAGGGCUGCGUUGGAGAGCCAGGCGAGUGACUUGUUCAGCCGUAUGCAAGGAGGCGGCUGCACCCCCGAGAGCUACCUCAGCCCAAUGCAGCAGGAGUGGCUGGCGCUGCGGCUGCAUGGGGGCCGCCGCUGGAGGGUGCUUGCCCUGCCCUGCAUGAACAGGCCCUCCGAGCCGUGACCAGGCCCUGGUCCUCCUCUGGGCAUCUGCCUGGCAGGCCAGCCCCAGCCUUGGCAGAGUGAUCCUUACUGUGCCACCAAUCCUGGCGUGGGCUCUGGCUUUCCUGGUUCUCCCUGUUCCCUGGCAGUCCUCUGCCUGACCCUCGUGCCUCACGUGUUCUGCAGCAAUAGGGUGUCUGCCUCGCAAGGCUGGCUCAGGUGGAAGCUGCCCUUGGGAUGGGGAGGGGAGGGGCCCACAUCGAGGCCUCCUGGUGCUCCUCCUCUUCCUGCCACCUGCUUCCAUGCAGAGCCUUGUGGCUGAUUCUGACAGGUGCUCACAAGAGGGGCGUUGCCCCAUUGCGUCUGCCUCUCUCCCAGACCCCGGACUAGAGGACAUUUCACGUCGAUCAGCAAGUCCUUCAGAAGCCCCAGUGCAAUGGGACCGACCUAGUGCAGGUGUUGCUGAGUAACUCAAAAUCAGCUUGUGCAGCAGCUGUUGGGAUAAUGAAAUGCGCUUCAGUGCCCAGGUACAUGAAUGCAGGCAGCACCCCCUGGUGUGGGAGGGGCAGGGGAGUACUUUGGUUUGGGGUUAUCUGAUCACCUGUUUUCUGCAGUAAAGACUCAAAAGAUUGCAACCAGUAAACUCUUGUUUUGAUGUAGGAAUAAAUCAGUUAAAAUGUGUGUAACCCAUUUUUCUCUGCCUGCCAGUCAUCUCUCUUUAGGGGGGAGGACUGUUGUUCAGUAGCAGAACAACUGCUUUGCAUGAAGGAGAUGCCAGGAUGAAUCCACAUCUCCAGGGAGGGCUAGGAGAGACCCAUGCAGAGCUAUUGAUGCUCAGGUAGACAGUGCACAGCUAGAUGGGCCAGUUAUGGGCUCACUAUAGGGCAGCAUCUGUUUCUGUGCAUUGUGAGCUUCUGUAAAACAAUUGCAAAAUUGUGACCCUUCUAGAAUCUUGUGGUGCUCCACAGCCCAAGGAGUGACAUUUGGGAGCCCUGAGCUGGCUGUGAACUCAAGAGUAGCCCAGAAACCAGUUCACUGGUGGUGUUUUUUUGUUUUUUAAGUUAGUCCUCAUUACUCCAGCAAAUCCUGACACGUCACACGAGACACACAUUCUGAUGACACCUGCCUGGCUCAAAAAGUUGACCACAGCCAGAUCUGGCCUUCCCUGUUGGUCAGGAGGAAAGCAGCAGUUGCACGUUACUCUGUGCUAGUCAGACCUCGGCUGGAAGGCUGUGCCACAUUUGGAAAGAAAGAUAAUGGAAAAGCAGCUCUGUAAGGGGAAGUUGAAGGCAGGGGACACACGUGUGUGUGGUACGGCUCUUCAAAAGUCAUACAGGAGGGCGGUCACAGAGAAGUGGGCAAAUGCUUGUUCUUUGCUGCCCCAGAGGGCAGGAUUACAUUCAAGGGGCUUAUGAGAAUAUGGUAGAUUUUGGUUAAACAUGAAGAGAUCCUUCUUAACCAGAAGAGCCAUUUGAUAACUGGACCAAUGAGCUAGAGGUGUGCAAGCAGAGGCUGCUGGAGAGCCAUUU
Messenger RNA from Rhineura floridana, 4575 nucleotides. RefSeq names its product coiled-coil domain containing 142 (gene CCDC142). NCBI's taxonomy places the organism in Eukaryota, Metazoa, Chordata, Lepidosauria, Squamata, Rhineuridae. The record is from RefSeq and is a predicted model, not a curated record. The transcript has 11 exons. The coding region runs from base 210 to 3068 and encodes 952 amino acids.